Molecule: messenger RNA, 883 nt
Organism: Rosa chinensis
Lineage: Eukaryota; Viridiplantae; Streptophyta; Magnoliopsida; Rosales; Rosaceae
Product: proliferating cell nuclear antigen
Exons: 4
Coding region: 3-758 (251 amino acids)
Biological process (GO): regulation of DNA replication; translesion synthesis; leading strand elongation
Cellular component (GO): PCNA complex
Molecular function (GO): DNA binding; DNA polymerase processivity factor activity
Source: RefSeq, a predicted model, not a curated record
CCAUGUUUGAGCUCCAACUGAACCAAGGGGCCGUUCUUCUCCGGAAGGCCGUGGCGCCACUCGUCGACCUGGCCGACUUCGCCGACGUCGAAAUCUCCCCGGAGGAGGUGAUCUUGCUGACCGCCGGCAACCCCGCCAUCUCCGAGGAAGACUUCGUCGUGCUGCGGAUUCCGGAAUCGACCUUCGCUCGCUUCGUCUGCGACUUUGCAGGGUCGUUCGUUCUCAACCUCCGCCGCUUGUAUUCCAAUCUGAAUCGCGCCGGCGACGACGACGCGCUCACCAUUCACGGCGACGACGGCGACGAUCUGAUCGGCUUCGUGACCGUGAAUUCCGGAACUGGGGAGUUUGGUUUCUCUGAAAUGGAAUUGUCUGAAUCAUACGCUGAAGGGUUGGAUUUACCAGAGUUAGAUUAUGAAUAUCGAGCCAUCAUUGGGAUACCUUCAGAGGAGUUUAGACAUCUUAUCAUACAUCUGCACUACUUUGGGAAUUCUGUUUCUGUACAUGCGACCGAUACUGAAGUCCAGUUUUCUGCAGUAAAUGAGGAGGUUGUUUACAGGACAGAGCUUGGGGAAUGUAUUAUUGGGGGUGUCCAGCAUGAACAUCCAGUUUCCUUGAUCUUCAGUCUCCACUUCCUCAGCGUCAUCCUGAACGCGUGUCUUCUGUCAAACAUUGUAUGGUUGCUCCAGUCUGAUGACUUGCCUCCCAUGCUGAAUUGCCCUGUUGGUUCAAUAGGCAACCUCAUGUUUUACUUUCACUGAAGGCCAUGAUGAUAUAGGAGCCUGCUCCAAAACAAUCUGAGAACUUUCUGUGACCUGAUUCUAAUGAUGCAAACUUCUACAUACAUAUUGAUACAUUCUUAAAGAAUGUGCUCUUGAUCACAAGU